Molecule: messenger RNA, 615 nt
Organism: Striga hermonthica
Lineage: Eukaryota; Viridiplantae; Streptophyta; Magnoliopsida; Lamiales; Orobanchaceae
Source: the annotation of a GenBank genome assembly
AUGUUCCGGUGCGGCGGGUUCGUGCUGGGAUUCUCCACGAACCACGCCAUACUCGACGGCAAGUCGGCGGCACAAAUGUUCCUCAACCUGGGGUCCGCUGCCCGUGGGCACGGCCUCCUCACACCCCAAGUGAACCCUGACCGCACGCCGUUCAAGGCACGGUCCCCACCCCAAAUCCGCUUCCCCCACCACGAGUACUCAUCAGCCCCAACAAAAACGACUUCCUUUACCUCCAGACACCGUAGCUCUCCAGUCGUCUUCUCCGACAAGUACACCCACAAGGUCUUCCCCUUCCUCCCACAAACUCUCGCGAGCCUCAAAUCCAAGGCGGGGCCCGGCGGGGGCUCGACUUUUGACGUGCUGCUCGCCCACAUCUGGAGAGCCAGGACGAGGGCAAUGAUGAUGGCGGAUGAUGAUGACAAUGGGGAGACGACCGUUCUUUUCGCGGUGGACGUGCGGGAGAAGGUGGGCCCGCCGCCUCUGGGGGAGGAUUUCGCGGGGAACGCGGUGAUCACGGGUUUUGCCAGGGCGAAAACACGCGAUUUGAUCGACGGGAGUUUGGGUUUCGGGAGGGAGAGGAUGGAGAGGUUCAUGGCUUUUGUGUUUGAUAUAUGA